AUGGCCUCGAUACAGGUGUGUCAAGUAAAACACGAAAGUCCUCAUUUAUCCGACACUCGUUCAAACACACGUUUGCACAGAAAUUUUAAUUUUGAAGAUGAUUCUCAACCAUCACCAACAUCUCGACAAAAGGGAAAUUUGCUAAAACUCACGCAAGAAGCAGUUCGUAUGCCUUUCUCGCUAUUACGACCUAGGGGAUAUUCCAGUGCAUUUCUUGACCAAGUGCCUAGUUGUGUUGAAGACGUUCACACAAGUCAAAAGCGUCGAUUUACAAUCAACUUAUCCGAAAGUCCAUGUGAUGAAGUCGAGCAUAGAUUUCUCAAACAUCUUGAAACAGACUCAUCCAAGGUUGGGAUCGGUGGUGACAACUCGAUCCUACAAGAAAUUCGGGAGAAUUCGUGGCCAGACGCUCAGCGCGAACGCUCGUGGUCAGCAGUUCAUUUGAAAGAACAGUUUAUUGGAUUUUUUCAACCAGCAAACAAUCGGCUGGCCAUGAAGUUGUUUGGGAACAAGGUUGCCUUAGCCUGUGAACGCCGAAGACAGCGUGAACAAGGCAAAUGGGUCAUUCACCCGUGUAGUAAUUUUCGGUGA
This is a messenger RNA of Opisthorchis viverrini, 591 nucleotides long. RefSeq lists its product as hypothetical. Lineage: Eukaryota; Metazoa; Platyhelminthes; Trematoda; Opisthorchiida; Opisthorchiidae. The record is from RefSeq and is a predicted model, not a curated record. The transcript has a single exon. The coding region runs from base 1 to 591 and encodes 196 amino acids.